Molecule: messenger RNA, 1435 nt
Organism: Bombus pyrosoma
Lineage: Eukaryota; Metazoa; Arthropoda; Insecta; Hymenoptera; Apidae
Product: nucleoside diphosphate kinase homolog 5-like
Exons: 5
Coding region: 362-1345 (327 amino acids)
Biological process (GO): negative regulation of oxidative stress-induced intrinsic apoptotic signaling pathway
Source: RefSeq, a predicted model, not a curated record
AUAAUUAUUUUCUCCUUGUUAUGUUGUAUUUCUCUGAGAAAUAGAAAUAUUAGAAUCGUAACUUUUAUUUGCAAGUAUAAUUGAGUAUGAUUUCAAUGCUAUGAGAGAGAAAUAUUACGAAUAAAAUAUUUACGUAUUUAAAGAAGUCAUUAUUUCUUUCGAAUUUCAAACUAAAAACUAUAUUUUACCACAAUCAUUGAUACUCGAUCAACAGUGUUACCAACGUUACUUUGUUUUCGAUAUUGUUGCCUAAAUGUCAACAACUCUAACCUCGAUAGAGUUCGUUUUCUAUCAUACCAAAUGAACAUAAUCGACGUAGAAAAUUAUCAGAGAACGGUUGACAAUCUUAAAUGUCACAAAAAUGUGCGAUUGCCCUGCGGAUAAAGAGGAUGAUAGCAGAAAGGUCCCGGAGACAGUGACGCUUUUCAAAAAAUGUGCAAAAUCGUACCGUCCAACGAAAGACAUAACCGAACCACCGAGCUGUGACACAAUUUCGGAUAAAGAUAUCUGGAGUACUGUGGAUUCUUCGCAAUCGGAUCAUAGAUGUACGAUCUACGGAUCCCCAAAAGGAUCACAGUCGAGCUCAAAUAGUUUUAGCACUGGUUCCAAAGUGUACAAGUUCGUCGAUUCUGGGGAAUGCGAGUGUCUCGGAGAAGCCGAAGAAGAACCAUGGCAUCCACCGAUAUUCAGAUACGAGCCCUGCGUCGAGGAAGAGGAAGUCGAAGAAAGGCCAGACAUCGAGUGCACGUUGGCAAUUAUAAAACCAGAAGCAAUAAUCUAUAGAAAACAAAUCGAGCAACGAAUAUUCGAGGAAGGCUUCGAGAUUUAUCAAACACGAUGGCUACAGCUCACGCCAGAACAGGUGUCCGAGUUUUACUCGGAUAAAUAUGGACAGCUAAAUUUUGCACAUCUUGUUGCCUAUAUGGCAUCAGAACCUAUAAUCGUUCACGUUUUGGGGAAAAAAUGCGCCGUUCAUGACUGGCGAUUGCUCAUGGGUCCGACGAAAGUCACGGAAGCUCGUUUGUAUUAUCCUGAUAGUAUAAGAGCGAGAUACGGUAGAAGAGGCGAGGAUUUUAAAAAUGCUGUUCACGGAAGUAACACUCGGCAAGAGGCUGAGAAAGAAAUUCAUUUCUUCUUUCCUGAUUUCAUAGUCGAGCCUCUGCUGAAGAAUCAAAUAGCAGUGGAUUACUUGUGGGAAGUACUUAACCCUGUACUCGUAGAAGCACUAUCAACAUGCUGCAAGUUAAAACCUGCAGAUCCUGUCUUGUGGCUUGCCAAUUGGUUGAUUAUGAACAAUCCGAAUAAACCGAAAUUGCCGCAAGAUCUUGCCAUGAUUCCAUCGUGAAUAUCGAGAUUUAUAUUUUAUACGUCCGAAGACUUUGUUGUUUUUCGUAAAUUCUAUUUUCCUGAUAUUAAUAAACUACGUUUUAUCUCA